Messenger RNA from Lytechinus pictus (painted urchin), 5879 nucleotides. RefSeq names its product E3 ubiquitin-protein ligase TRIM71-like. Gene Ontology annotation, biological process: protein monoubiquitination. Bases 160 to 2334 code for a protein of 724 amino acids. The transcript has a single exon. Gene Ontology annotation, molecular function: ubiquitin protein ligase activity; zinc ion binding. The record is from RefSeq and is a predicted model, not a curated record. Lineage: Eukaryota; Metazoa; Echinodermata; Echinoidea; Temnopleuroida; Toxopneustidae.
GGGUGUACAUUGUAUGCUACAUAAUAAACUGACCGCCAUGGGUUCCUUGUUGUAGGCCUUUAUAUGAAGGCCCUGUGUAAAUACGUGUACAUAUAUACUUUCUGCACUUCACUGACACUAAGGAAUAUAUUUUAAUCUGGUAUAAAAGAAGGGAUCGUCAUGGCAUCCUUAAACUCUUUGUUAGACUCUGUUGUUUCGGAGGAAGUUGAGUGUGCAAUAUGCCUCAACAAAUUGGAUACACCGCGUAUACUGGCAUGCUUGCACAGCUUCUGCGAGAAGUGCUUGGAGAAGUGCAUCCGCAACCGCAAAGACUCGAAAGACGACUCCUCUCAGUCGGGCAACAGCAGCUUGAAGUGCGCCCUCUGCAAGGAAUAUACUGCCCUUCCGGACUCUGGUGUUCGAGGACUGAGACUCGACUUCAGAGCUACCCGAUUAGUAGAAGCACUUCAAGAACAGGAAACCCGAGAACGCAAACUUGCUAGUUCGGCACAUCGCUGCGAGGCAUGCGGAUGCACUGAAUCUGGAGAAACUGCUUCUACGGACUCACCAUUUACCUACUGCAGAGAAUGCUGCCAGGUCCUCUGCCAACGCUGCUCCGCGGCUCAUGCUGGUUUGCGACUGACCCAAUCACACACGGUCGCUAAAAUAUCUGACUUGCUCAAUGGGAAAGUCACCAUCCAGAGCAAGGAUCACUCCAUGCUAUGCCCGAAGCAUGCUGACGAAAAACUGAAGAUUUUCUGCGUGACCUGUCUUGAGCCCAUUUGCCAUGAUUGCACCCUGAUAGAUCAUAACCGAGAGCAGGGUCACCAGCUCCAAUUCCUGAAGGAUUUUAUUCCAACCAUUCGUGAAGAGCUAAGCUCACGUACAGAAGAGGUUACAGAAAAAUCCGGGGAGUUCUCGGAAUUUCUCAACUUGGUUGAUGACUUGGAAACCCAUAUCAUAGACAAGACUAAGACAACCAGCAAAAGCAUACAGAAUGCCGUUGUCGACUACAGCAGCAGGGUUGAAGAAGUGCAUUUUCAAAUGGAGAAGGUGGCUUGUGAUUAUCUAGGUGAAAAGACAAAGCAAUUGAACCAAUUGAGGAAGAAGACGCAUCACAUUAAGUCACUAGCGGAAAAGAGUUUAUCACUGACGAAGCAAAUCCUAGAGAAUGAGCAGGAUCUUGUCGGCUUGGCCUCUAUGUAUAAAAGUCUUAGAGAAGCCAUGGACAGAGCCUUAGCUGAAAAACCCGAUGAGCAGAAGCUGAAAAAUAUAAGGAAAUCCAUCGAUCGUCUGCACUAUCACGUAACACCUCUCGAGGCAAAAAUCGGUAAGGUGUCCAUAGGAUGUAGCUGCAGAGAGCGCAGUUCGUCGAGUGUGGCUUGUAAGAAUGGUCCAAAAGAUGUUCUGUUUACGCGGGAUGGAAGAAUGUCGGCCAUUGUCCAAGCUGAAUGCAUUGGAGGGAGACCAGAGACAGUUUAUGUCAAGACCGGUACUGAGACACUUUACAAACUUGACACGCGAGAUGCAGGGAAGAGAUACGAAGGCUACUACAGCAGCAGUAGACAAUCCUAUUCGGCCACCGUUAGGGGAAUUUAUGAUGCCAAGGAUGUUAAAUGUCCCGCUGUGUUCGCAGCUAUCAAACAGACAGCAACCAGCUUCCCAAACUGUACCUCGUUCAGUUGGACCCGAUGGCUUCCAACUCUGCAGUACGACAGCAUCAGGUGUUUUACUGCUCUGUCAGAUCAUCGCUUCGUCAUUGCGACCACUGAUGCAAAGCUGUACGUCCUCGGGGAUGCUCUAGGCGAGCUAUCUCAUGAUUUACCAGUGAAACGAAGUAUCUCGGGCUUGGCAACAGACAACGAGGACAACAUCUACAUCACUGAUCGCGACAACCACAAGAUCUAUAUCCUGCGGUCCGAUGGCAACCUGAAGAAAACAUUGACCGUUGAUGAUAUCUCCCCAACCUGCAUCGCCGUCCCUCACAUGGGGCCAGAGGUCAUUGCAGUUGCACAUGAACCAGCCACAGUAUCCGUCCUAGACCAUUACGGGAAUUCACUGUGUUCCAUCCACAACGAGCAAUGGAAGAAGGUGGCCAUCGGGUGUGACGCUGACCGGUUGCUUUACAUCCUAUGGUCCGACAGAAACAACAAGAAGACGCUACAGCGAUACACCUUUCAGGGAAUGCAGGUGGAUACCCUGUUUGAGAAGGAAUCGCACAGCUACACCGAUCUUGUCCUAGCAGUAUCACCUACAGGAGCUUGCGCGGCUGCAGUGGUCACAACUACCGGUGUUGAUGGAAAAGUGGCUACUGUAGCACCAAGAGAAAAACCAUCCCCUGAAGUGCUCCCAUAGGCGUAUUCAUAAAAGCAGACUGCAAAAGUCGUGUGGCUUCAUCCAAUGAUUUAUCAAGGAACAUGGGUCAAACACUUAAUUCUCUAUCAAAAUACAAAAAAAAAUUUAUGAAGGGAGAUUUUAAAGAAAAGGGAACUAUGUGAACAUUUCAGAUUAAUGCAUUUUGACUGAAAAGAUACAAACAUGAUAUAUCACUGCAGAUUAAAGAAUUUACAUUGUAGGUGCCUAUGUUUCAUAAAUCAGUGGUUGAAGUCUGACGACUGUAUCCAAAACUUAAUUGCUUUUAUGGAUAUCAUCCAUGGGAGUCCGAAGAAUUAAUUAUAUUUUAUAUUUUGUUUGGAUAAAAACGAUAAUAUAUACAUGUACUUUUACUGCAAGAAUAUUAUUUGCAACGACACGACUAGGCUAGACCAUUUGCAAAUAUUCAAUAACCUUGAGACUAUAGUUUCCACUUUACCACUUCACCUCGGUAGAAGGCGCCAAAAUAGUGAAGACGGUCCCGGGGGCAUUAUGCCGUUUUGACCACUGCAAGUCGUCAGCGCUGACAGUCACACCAACAAAACCGAUUCCAAACCGACCGAUUGUACGUCACUGGAAAUAACGUAAUAUCUUUGAUCGGACGAGAGUGGUUUCGUAGGUGAGACUGUGAAAUUGAUGUUGAUUGUCUAUACGGAAAUAUGGAUAGCUUUUCAAGGGAAUCUGCGAUGUUACAUAUAUUGGUUGAACAAGAACAUUUGGUACAGUGUUCCUUCAAUGAAUUUGAUGAUUUUUGUUUUAUGUGUUUUAUUGAAUAAAGGGCGUAAUUAAAAAGUUUGGAAGUGAUCAGAAGAAAGUAUAAUUUUCUUGGGAAUCAACUUUUUUCAUAAACUAAGGGGUUAGGAUUUUAAUUAUGUAUUCUUAGAUCAAUCUGAUGAUGGUAUACCAUUUAUACGAAACUGCAUAGGUCUAUUAGAUAUGCAACUUCUAAUUUUAUUUAGGACAUGCAUUCUUGAGUUAGAUCAAUGUCGGAGGAGAAAAUGAACAAAAUCAGCAUUUAGUGUCUCUCUUUUCUCAUACUGUUGCUUUCAAUGUAGUACGCAUAAUGUAAUAUUGAUACAUCUGUUAUGAAUUGUCUAAAUGCAAACAUUUAUUGUACUAAACCCAAUUGUCUCGUUCUACCUCUUCUUUCUCAAACUUUCCCUUGCAAACAAGUCUACUAAAUUAACACUUGUUAUUCUAUAUAGGUCUAGUAAUUAGUGUUCACCUAUCUAGUCAGUGUAAUCAGUUCUUGAUAUCUUGGUAAAAAAACAAUAUGCUCUCCAAGAAAUACACUUAAGUAAAUUAACUGCUUGGAAGUUAUUCGCAAUGGAAAAAAAUAUGAAGGACAAAUUUCUUUAUGGAUUUUCCAAGAAUUACUCUCAUGUAUGUGCGGGAAAAUAUCAAAAAUUGGCAUGCGCUUUUCCAAUUGUAUGAUGUUGUCAAACUUAGAAAAUGUGUUGGUACAUUGUGUCAAAUAUUGAAUGUUUUCUGACUGAAAAUUUCAUAUAACUGUAUACAUUUCAUCAAAUAUGAAUUCAAUUUGGGGUUGAGCUUCAGCUUGCGUUUUGGCGUAGUUCAGGAGAAACAAACUUUUUGCUUCCUUUGCAAAUCUUUGUCAUACAAUUUCUGUUAAUAUGAAAUAACAAUAAUUCGUGCUUAAGUGUCAUUAGCCCUCAUAAAUGGUCUUCAUUAUGCUUUCAUCUUGUUGAAGAAACAAAUAAUUCCCUAGCACAGUAACAAGUUUCUGAUGAGAAUAGGCCUAUAGGACCUCCAUUGUGUAUUAAGGUGUACGUUUAAUGUCAUUUCAUUACGCUCCAGGAAGUCCCAUUAAUCGUCGAUAUGACUAUGAAUUUCGUGUUUUCAUUUUCAUGUAUAUGGCAGGCAGCCGAUUUAGGGACGGUUUAUGACAUUUAGUUGCAAUUCAUUAUAAUUAAUUAUAACAUCAUUCAGUUCGUUUGGCUUUACUUGAGUAUUACCAUUAAGCACAUUAUCUAUGUUACUGGCAGACUGGUUUAACUAAUUAUUUUGAUUGCGUUUGAUGCCUGUGCCAGUUUGUACACAAAAACAACCUUAACGUUCGGCCAAAAUUCAAAUGGUAUUUUAAGCAAUUUCAUUUUGUAAAAUGAUCAGAGCAGUUCUACGUUGGUACGAAGUUGAUCUCGUACUUUGAGAUUUAUUAAUGGUCUUCCAACUUUAAUGAGGAUAUACAGUAUUGAGUUUGAUAUUUUGAAAUAUUUUCGUGAUUUUGUUGCAGUGUUUGUGCUGUUCUGGGGAGCAAUUCAUGGCACAGAAGAUCGGUCAUUUUCACGGACAAUAAGCUAAAUGCAAAUCCUUGCAUCUGAUUGGCUAAGAACUAAAUAGUCAUUGAAAAUCAUUGAUUAUUUGCUUCAUGAAAAACUCCCCCGGGCAGGAUUAAAAUAUAUUUGCCUGAUGUACUACUGUAUAUCAUUGUCCGCCACCCCCCCCCCCCCCCCUUUAUGCAACAUACAUAAUCCAUCUUAUACCAAAGACAUAAUGCUUUAAUGAAUAGGCAUGUGUGUAAAUGGGUUCUCGGAAUAUCACCUUAACUAUGAACUGAAAAAGUGCCUUUUAAUAAGGAAUUGGUCUCUCAAUAGGUUUUCAAUGUGUGGCCUGGAUUAUGCCUCUUCCCGGGGAGUGUUUCAUCAACAUUUUUGUCGUUGUCAGGUCUGACAACUUUCCUUGAUUCUGAUUGGCUUAGAGGUACCGUUACCAUAGUAACUGUCGGAUAAAACAGUACUUGCCGGAUGAAACUUCUGACAGGUCCUUCCAUGAAACGCUCCCCUGAAGACCACUCAAUCUUUUUAGAAGAAAGAAGUGUCAUAAUUACAGCAUCAUAAAUGCAUACUAUGUAUGACUUAAUUAAGCAUUUCAUCUAAAGAAACAGCUUUCACUCCUUUUCCAAUAAUUUAGGUUUUUAAAUCUCUCAAACCGUUCAACGAAAACACGCCUCAAGCUCGUGUUGCUAGAUAACUAGGUAUAAACCCAAACUGGGUAUCUCCAUAUUUGUUCUGAAUACACUAAUACUGUAUCAUUCGUAAUUAUAUAAGAAAAUAUUCUGACAAGCUAAAUACAUAACUGACUUUUCAGAGUGGAAUUGACUUCUGUUAAAGAGUGGAAAUUAUAUUCUCUCACCUUUGAUAAGUCCUUCAUGAAAAACUGGGGGGAUUUAAUCUUACCGCUGGAGGGUGACCCCCCCCCCCCCCCCUUCACCAAAAUCAAGUACCCGUACAGUCUUUUGAACAUUCUACGCAAUUAGGAUUUGGGGUAUCUUAUUUCUAUUCGAUUGAGAUGUUUUAAAUUUAUAACCUUUUUUAAUUCGUCCCUAACAUGUGUCAUAUAUCGAUUAAGACUGUAGUUCUGAAUAUGUUAAACAUUUCAAAACUCAAAUAUUAAGAUUUAUUAAUCUAUGUUCCUUUUAUUCACUGUACCAAUCUCAGAUUCCAUAAGUAAACAUUUCAUUCUGUCAUUAAGGACCUCUAUUUCUAAAUUAAUAAACAACACUCCUC